Molecule: messenger RNA, 922 nt
Organism: Raphanus sativus (radish)
Lineage: Eukaryota; Viridiplantae; Streptophyta; Magnoliopsida; Brassicales; Brassicaceae
Product: putative cysteine-rich repeat secretory protein 35
Exons: 2
Coding region: 25-801 (258 amino acids)
Source: RefSeq, a predicted model, not a curated record
AAAAGAAUAAAAAUAUCUAAAACAAUGAUAUUUUCAUAUUCUCUACCCAAACAAAUUUGGUUUCCUAUUGUGGCCAUGCAAUUCCUCAUCAUACAUAGUGUAUUGUCACUGAACAUUACCAAUGAGUAUCUCACCCACAAAUGCUUCCUUAAUCAAGGAAAAUAUAACUCUGGAAGUGGUUAUGAGGACAUCCUCAACAUUCUCUUCGGUAGAGUUCGUACUGAUGAUUAUGAUAUAACCGGUUUCAGAUACACAAGUAAGGAAACAUCUCCUCUUGAUUCUGCUUCCGUGAUGCUCCAGUGUCGUGGUGACUCUUAUGGGUCUAAAUGCAAUACAUGCGCUGACAUCGCAGUCACAGGGUUUCUUAAAAGAUGUCCAAAGAACAAAGGAGGAAUAAUAUGGUACGACCAAUGUUUUCUCUAUGUUACUGCGUUCGAUGAUUCGUUGAGACUUAAAACUAAUUACAAGAAUAUUUUUUCUAUGUACAACCCAAAAAACGUGAGAGGGGAUGGAAAAUUGUUUGCCAAGAAGACGAUGGAUUUUUUCUCUGAACUAACACUUAAAGUGAAGAAAUCUGCCAAAUACAAUCCCGUCAUAUUAUACGCAGCAGGGGAAAAGAAAAUUGGAAAAAAUACAUUAUAUGCAAUGGUGCAGUGUGUAGAACUAACGUUAGAUUGUAAAACUUGUUUGGCAUGGAGUAUCACAAAAAUUUUCAUGAACAGCGACAUUAAACAAGGAGGGAGAGUUUUUGGUAUGAACUGUGAGAUAAGAUAUGAGCUAUACCCUUUUUUAAGGAGUUAAGUAUUUAUGUGGUGGUGAUUGAUACAUCUUAUUCAUAUCUAAUUAUGUUUUAGUUUUGCUUACUUUUUCAUUUUGCUGAAAUAUAAUAUUCAUAUAUUAAUAAAAAGAGUGUUUACAGAAA